Gloeophyllum trabeum ATCC 11539 is the source of this 1038-nucleotide messenger RNA. Its product is annotated as PAP2-domain-containing protein. The transcript has 5 exons. The record is from RefSeq and is a predicted model, not a curated record. Bases 145 to 918 code for a protein of 257 amino acids. Lineage: Eukaryota; Fungi; Basidiomycota; Agaricomycetes; Gloeophyllales; Gloeophyllaceae. Gene Ontology annotation, molecular function: sphingosine-1-phosphate phosphatase activity.
AUGGCCGCGGUUACUCUGAAAUCCAUUGCGUCGUAAGGAAUGCUACACUAGACUCUGAUUUUCAUAAGGCUGUCGACACCCAACAUUACCAAUACUCUGGACUUUUGAAACACGAGUAGGAAAGUUCAGUAAAUUCCAUUUGAUAUGUCGCAAGGCGAGCUGUCCCGAGCGUCUCUGGAACUCACCCAUGUUCUAUAUGAUCCCUCUUCCACGACAUCGUUCCUGCUGGCGCUGCUCACGCUAAGCCCCAUUUUAUUGAUGGCAUCCUACGCUGCCCUUUCGGUGUAUACAAGGGAGCUCGUGAUUAUUGAAAUGUGGGCUGGCCAGUUCAUCUGCGAAGGAUUUAACUGGGUCCUGAAGCGUCUGAUAAAGCAGGAUCGUCCCGAAGACAGCUUGGGCCAUGGCUACGGCUUCCCUUCUUCGCACAGCCAGAAUAUGGGAUACUUCGCCUCGUUCCUGAUGUGCCAUAUGUACUUCCGGCAUAGGUUCGCAACUUCGGGAAACAGGACGUUAGACCGUGCCUGGAGGGUAUUCUUAUAUUUAGCUCUUGCGGCAUGGGCGGGAACAGUAGCGUACUCUCGAUACCGCUUGACUUACCACACACCCCACCAGAUCUUAUGGGGCCUCGGUAUCGGAAUUUUGUAUGGUGUCGUGUUCUACGGCCUCACGGAGUUGAUACCGAUCCGAAGACCAGACAGCCUCCUGGGCCGAUUCAGGCGCGGUCUGCUGUUGAACCCACUCUCUGAGUGGAUUGAGCUCAAGGAUGGAUGGCUUGUAUACCCGGACGGUGGGCGGGCGGAGGAGUGGAAGGUAUGGCGGAACAGGCUACAGAAAGGCGAGAAGGUCGAAGGGCGGAUGGAACGUCCGUUACCAUGGGUAGCGGAUUCAGGGCUCGACAGAGGCCGUAAAGAACUAUAGGGAUAUCGGGUCUGAGCUGGUUUAUGUUAUUUGAAGGUUCUGGCAUAGCGAUCUUAACAAACUAUGCUUGAUAUAAACACAAAAGGAUCAUGUCCUGAUGUGGCAUGCACAUAGCAUGCG